This is a messenger RNA of Ogataea parapolymorpha DL-1, 1710 nucleotides long. RefSeq lists its product as uncharacterized. Gene Ontology annotation, molecular function: glycogen binding; protein phosphatase 1 binding. Gene Ontology annotation, biological process: regulation of glycogen biosynthetic process. NCBI's taxonomy places the organism in Eukaryota, Fungi, Ascomycota, Pichiomycetes, Pichiales, Pichiaceae. The transcript has a single exon. Gene Ontology annotation, cellular component: protein phosphatase type 1 complex. The coding region runs from base 1 to 1710 and encodes 569 amino acids. The record is from RefSeq and is a predicted model, not a curated record.
AUGCCGUUUGUGCGUUCCCGCAAAACCACAAAUAUAUGCCCUGCCUCAUCUUCCGAGAGCAUAUCAAGUAGUCCCCAACAAAAUUACCGAAGACGUUCUAGCGAUACAAUCUCAAAUGACGACUUACCACUAUCGAUCAGCUUCAUGAAGAGGCCUUCCAGAUCUAGCUUCUCGGGUGAGAACGAAGAAAUCAUGAAACACAACACUAUCUUGAACUCAAAAACACACUCUCCACCGCCCUUCCAGGAAAUGUCCAAACCAGAAAUAGAUAACGAGCACUCACCAGAGCAAAUGGGUAGCCCGGUGUCGCUACCGGACUCCAAAUAUGAGCUAAUGUCUCCAUUGGUGCGCAAGAAAUCAGGGGAGCUUGUUAAAUCGUCCCUCAAGCUCAAUACUCUGGGUGGUAGCUCCAAAUCCCUGCCCACCACUCCAACAUACAAACAAGUGCAUUUCGGCGGAAAUAUAGCUGUCAAGUAUUUUGAUGAAGCAGAUAAGCCCAGUUCCAUCAGCGCAGGCAACUCUCCCUUUGUUUCUGAUGACGAAUACGACUCAGAGUGUGAAUCUGACGACGAUGAUUAUUUUGGCUCACAAGAUACUAUCUACAGUGUUUCAAAAGAAUAUGUUGAGUCAGGAAGCCAGAGGUCAUUUGAGAAGUUCAAGAAGUUGAUCAAGGCGUGGGACUUGAAUUCGGAUCAAUUCCCAAGAGUUUCCUACAGAGAUCAAAUUGAUAAAGAAACACCUGUUUUUCUAGAAAGGUGUUUUUUGAGCGUGGAUAAGACUGAACUACUAGGACAAAUUGCCGUGAAGAAUCUGACGUUCCAAAAGUCUGUGACGGUUCGAUACACCUUCAACAAUUGGGAGACAGUCAUCAAUAUGGAAGCUUCGUAUGUUCCGGACAUCCCAAGGCUGCUAAAACGUGCGAACUAUGAUAGGUUUGUUUUCAGACUAUCUGUUCCAACACUUUUUUCGCAGUUCUAUUCUAGCCACGAACCGCUCGUGGACUUGGAUCCAUAUUUUUAUCUUUGUGUCCGAUACGUUUCUGAUAAUCAGGUUUUUUGGGAUAACAACUAUCAGAAAAACUACGAGUUGCGAUUCUCUACGGAUGCAUCUCACGCCAAAGGACCUAGAAAGAACUCUCCCCAUGAAAACAUGUACUCAUCGAAAUUCCUUCGCAAAAGUGCCAGCUUUGAAGAUGUUUCGUCCAGAUUGGCUUCCACAAACGCUUCAAACCCUAGAUCAUUUCCUGAACUGGACAACGCUCUUAAAGACCUAAGUUUGCCGAAACCUUCCAAGGCUGAACUUCACCAACAAAUACCUUAUGAUUUCCACCAAGAAACCGUUUUAGAUAGCAGCAUGAACUCGCCGGGAACGCCGCUGGUUUUUCAAAAUGUCAGUGCUGCCCCUACAUUCACCGACUUGAUGUCACCGCCUCUUCCUUUGAAAGUCAAAGAUGAGAACGAACCUAACCAAGACGAAAGGGAUAUUUCGCCAACCACAAAAGUGCCUGAAGGUAAAAUCCCACCAGUAUCCGAAUAUACAGGUGUCGCCAACCACUCGCGUAAACCAGACAUCAACUCAAAAUCAUAUCAACAAUUACUAGAGAAUUACUGCUUUUUCCAAAGCCCCUCCACUGUGUCUUCAUUUUUGAACAAUAACAAUGCUAAUGAGAAGUCACAAGUUGACAACAAAUAUGGCCAUAAUUUCUAUUAG